AUGUUUGUUUGGACAGAACCUUGGAUUGAAGACAAUGGUAGGAGAGCUCCAUGGAGGAAAAACACUUUCUUUGAUGUAAGUUUGCGAGUUUCAGCUUUGAUUGAUCCUAAUACAGGAAGUUGGAAUCCCGACGUACUGGAGGAGCAUUUUUUUCCCCAAGACAUUGACAGAAUUAAAGUCUUUCAGCCUGUUAGAGAUCAUAAGGAUUUUCAUGUAUGGAAACACAACAAAAGUGGUGACUACUCAGUUAAGUCUGGGUAUUGGUGCGCGAAUCAAGAGAAUAAAUCUCAAGUAAGCAGAGAAUCUGAAGUUCAACCUUCUCUCAAUGGGAUUAAAGCAGAGGUGUGGAGUAUCCUUACUAAUUCAAAAAUCAAAAUUUUCCUAUGGAAAGUUUUGAGUGGGGCUUUACCAGUGGCUAUGUCUCUCAAAAGUCGAGGAGUGAUGGGAGAUGAAAGAUGCCAAGUGUGUGGGGAAGAAGGAGAGACUAUCAAUCAUAUUCUCUUCAAAUGUCAUUAUGCUAGACAAGUAUGGGCUCUGUCAGAUUAUCCUACUCCGGAAAGUGGUUUCCAAAAUGGUUCUGUUUUCUCCAAUGUAAACUCUCUCUGCUUUGAUGGUAAAUCGUUCUCUCCCCUUGAAACUAAUGAGAAGAUCACGGAGGGCGCUGAAGAAUGGUUUGCAGCUCAGGUCUUGGACAAUGAGGAUAGCGAUCGGAGGCAACAGAACAGUGAUGAUCAACCGAUGAUCGACCAUGGAGAGUUAUCAGUUUCGUGGUCUAGACCUCAAGAAUCCUGGGUCAAAUGUAAUGUAGGUUUCUCCUGGUCAAAUAGGAAUAUGAUUGCAGGAGGAGCUUGGGUGGUUAGAAACGACGAAGGAAUCGUUUUGUUGCACAUCAUAAGGGCUUUCUCUAAUUUAAGAGACAAAGACGAAGGGGGUUUCAGAGUUUUGGAAUGGGCGAUGAAAAGCAUGGUAAGUCAUGGGAUGAGUAAUGUGAUCUUUGCCAUUCAAAAUAAAACUUUGGUUGGAGCUUUAAAGAGACCAAGAGCAUGGCCAUCUUUUAGAUUUCAGGCCAUGGAACUAAACAAAAUCGUAGAACAGAUUAGUGGUUGGGUUUUGGAGGUUGAGAUGGAGAAAGCUAAUAGAGGUGCGGGUCUCAUCGCUCAAAGCGUCACUCGAGACUCAAGGAUGCAGUCAUAUGUUAUAGUCUCAUAUCCUCAGUGGCUUCAUUUAGUAUUUGAAGAAGAGACCCUCUUAUCCUCAGCUUGCUAA
This is a messenger RNA of Camelina sativa (false flax), 1266 nucleotides long. RefSeq lists its product as uncharacterized. Lineage: Eukaryota; Viridiplantae; Streptophyta; Magnoliopsida; Brassicales; Brassicaceae. Gene Ontology annotation, molecular function: nucleic acid binding; RNA-DNA hybrid ribonuclease activity. The record is from RefSeq and is a predicted model, not a curated record.